AUUAUUUCGUUUCACGUUGCCGGUCGGCCAUUUGACAGUGACGCUGAAAGCUUGGUAGCAUCGUAAGUGUUUCUUCUAGUGUUUUAAGUCAGAAAAAGUGGUGAAAAUCAUUAUGGAUAAUACACAAAACGGCGCUGGGGCUAUCAAGCCAGGCCAAGAUGAAGACAAGAAACUUUUUGUCGGUGGUCUGACCCUAGAAACGACCGAGAAAGAGCUGCAAGAGUAUUUCGGCCAAUUCGGCGUCAUACAAAACGUGACCAUUAAAGUUAACCCACAGACGGGUAAGUCCAAAGGGUUCGCUUUCGUGUUAUUCAAUUCCGCGGAAAUUGUUGAUCAAGUCUUGAGCCAAAAAGAACACGUGAUUAACGGUAAAACGGUAGAUGCUAAGAAAGCCAAAGCUAAACCCGGGAAAAUUUUUGUUGGCGGCAUCACGCCCGAUCUCACUGAUGACGACAUCAAGACCUAUUUCUCCCAAUUCGGAAGUAUCACGCAAGUGGAAAUGCCCUUUGACAAGACGAAAAAUCAGCGAAAAGGGUUCUGCUUUAUUACCUUUGAAAAUGACGCCAUUGUAAGAGAGUUGCUCAAGAAACCUAAACAGACCAUUAAAGACAAGCAAGUCGACGUUAAAAAGGCGGCCACUCAACCCAACAACAUGAUGGGUCGUGGAGGUUGGGGAGGACGUGGAGGUGGUCGUGGAGGAAGAGGCGGCCAAGGAGGAUGGGGAGGUGGUUGGGGCGGCCAGGGUGGCUGGAAUGAUUACGGAUAUGGCGGUGGAUACGAUAAUGGAUACAACGGAGGUGGUGGUGGCGGUUACGAUUACUAUGGAGGCGGCUACGGCGGUGGUUAUGGUAUGGACUCUAGCUACGGACCGAGUGGAGGAGGCUAUGGAGGUGGCCGUGGUGGUGGCGGUCGUGGAGGACGCGGAGGUGGCGGCGGCCGAGGGGGCCAAAGGCACCAGCCCUAUUAAUCCAUCGUAAUAAUAGGUUUUAGGAGAAAAUGUGUGAGAAUGUUUUGUGCAUCAUUGCACAUGUUGUGCUCGUAAGGACUAAGGAUAUCUCUUCCACAACUGAAAAAUUCUGAUAUUUCUAAAACCAGAAUGCUAAAUAUAGUUCGUUUUAUAUUGUUUUGUAACAAUCCGUAAAAGUAAUUAAGAAUAUUUUUGUAAAUUUUCAAGUGCAUUUUAUUGUUCCGAAUUCUGUCACUGUUUAUGUUUCUUCACAUAGAAUGAUGCAAGUUGUUCAAAAAUUACAAUACUUUUUAUUUUCAUUAUAAUGUAAUUAAUAAAUAAUCUCUCUAAAAAACUCUCAUCUCUCUUUUCAUUUUUACAUUAAACUUACAUAAUUUAUUAUAUUAUGUAUGGUAAAAGCUACCUCUAACAUAUAGUGAGAAAUGAAGAUCUUUUAUUAUAUAAAAGAAAAACCUAAAAAAAUGGAAAAAUGCAUAAAAAACUAAAAGGAAACGUGUAGGUAUUGUAGAAGGUGAUUUUCUACGACUGGACAAAUUAGGUAUUAGUAGCCAUUAUUUUGCUACCAUGAGUAAAUAAUUUUUUAAAUAAAUUAUAGUAUAAACAA
Messenger RNA from Dendroctonus ponderosae (mountain pine beetle), 1571 nucleotides. RefSeq names its product RNA-binding protein squid. Bases 113 to 967 code for a protein of 284 amino acids. The record is from RefSeq and is a predicted model, not a curated record. Lineage: Eukaryota; Metazoa; Arthropoda; Insecta; Coleoptera; Curculionidae. Gene Ontology annotation, biological process: regulation of gene expression. The transcript has a single exon. Gene Ontology annotation, cellular component: nucleoplasm. Gene Ontology annotation, molecular function: RNA binding.